Molecule: messenger RNA, 820 nt
Organism: Ipomoea nil (Japanese morning glory)
Lineage: Eukaryota; Viridiplantae; Streptophyta; Magnoliopsida; Solanales; Convolvulaceae
Product: trafficking protein particle complex subunit 3
Exons: 5
Coding region: 95-655 (186 amino acids)
Biological process (GO): endoplasmic reticulum to Golgi vesicle-mediated transport; intra-Golgi vesicle-mediated transport
Cellular component (GO): cis-Golgi network membrane; cytosol; TRAPP complex
Source: RefSeq, a predicted model, not a curated record
CGAAAUCGAAGUCGAAGUCGAAAGCACACUCGAAAUCCCACAUACUUUGUAGUUUGUACUAAAUUAAGAGUAGCAGCUCGGAUCGAAGGCUUCCAUGGCUCCCGUCGCCCCCAGAUCUGGAGACGCCAUUUUCGCCAACGUAGAGCGAGUGAACGCGGAGCUCUUCACUCUAACGUAUGGCGCGAUCGUGCGUCAACUGCUCACCGAUCUGGAGGAGGUUGAUGAAGUCAACAAGCAGCUUGAUCAAAUGGGGUAUAACAUUGGAGUUCGGCUAAUUGAUGAGUUCCUUGCAAAGUCGAAUGUUUCUAGAUGUGUGGAUUUCAAGGAAACGGCUGAAGUCAUUGCCAAGGUUGGUUUUAAAAUGUUCUUGGGUGUCACAGCAACUGUGUCCAAUUGGGAUGCGGAUGGAACAACCUGCAGUCUAAUUCUUGAGGACAACCCACUGGUGGACUUUGUUGAGCUUCCUGAUACUUGUCAAGGUCUAUAUUAUUGCAAUAUCUUAAGUGGAGUUGUCAGGGGGGCAUUAGAGAUGGUGUCAAUGAAAACUGAGGUCACUUGGAUCCGUGAUAUGCUUCGAGGGGAUGAUGUGUUCGAGUUGCAGUUGAAGUUGCUCAAGCAAGUUCCCGAGGAGUACCCUUAUAAGGAUGAUGAGUAACAUGCUUUCUUUAUGCUCAGUAUAAUGUAAAUACAAUUUGUCAAGUUUUGUGCUUGUCCUUACUUAAUAAUUACUUAAACAUUACACUUUAGUUUCUUUCCUUCCCUGAUUGACUUUUUCAACUUAAAUAUUUGGAAUUAAAUAUGAUCUUCCUGACUUUCCUCC